Suillus discolor is the source of this 1253-nucleotide messenger RNA. RefSeq lists its product as uncharacterized. The transcript is spliced from 7 exons. The coding region runs from base 66 to 1253 and encodes 395 amino acids. Lineage: Eukaryota; Fungi; Basidiomycota; Agaricomycetes; Boletales; Suillaceae. The record is from RefSeq and is a predicted model, not a curated record.
AAGCUGUCUUCCUACUGUCUCAUUCAGAUCAAUUUGAACCUAUAUCACAUCCGAGUCCUCAAACAAUGCAUCUCUCCUCUGUCAUUGCUGUUGCUUCCGCUUUGAUAGCAUUAGUAUCUGCCAUUCCCACCAACAUUGAUAGUACCGGAGGGUGUCCUGAACUUUGUGCGUACAAAAAUUGCUGCGUUGGGCAGACAUGUAAGAUCCAGGGCGCUAUAGGCACAGAUUUACAACUCAACCAGUACGCAGGGCCCCAAUGCUACCAGCAGCACAUCCAGCAGUGGGUGUUUACAUGCUUAGGUGUCCCUGUGUCACAGUUCGAAGGCGGUUUAGAUGUGCACGGGCCCUCACAGGCUUCCUCCUGUCGAGAAGAAAUCAUCGGCACUGUAGUGGCACUGGCGACAUUGGAUGAUUGGAAGCGACAAAAAUUUUACAGCCCAGAGCAGCACAUCCAGCACCCAGGGCUGGUAUUCGUAGGCUUCAUUCCUUUCGGACAGCUCGUAGGCGGUGUAGACUGGCACGUGUCAACACAGGUCCAAUGUACUUGUCGAGAAAAAAUUGUCGGCACUGUAGCGGCACUGGCGACAUUGGAACCGACAAGAAUUGAAAACCACACACCGAUGGAAAAUUUGAUUGUGCGAUUGGUGAGACUAUACUCGGAGAAGCUUUAUACCGAGAAUAUGAAAUUCGUCUCCUUGGCAAGGCGCAUCAAGUCGUUGAUAUCCAAAAAUCUACGAAAGGGAUUUGAACCCGGUCUUGGCGUCUCGUGGCUGCCUAGUGGCUUUGGCUGGCAGCCAAGUGAUAUCUUUGGCGUUACGCUACAUGCUGAACUCUUGCCUCAUGUUGACCCUCAGGGCAUACUGCACAUGUCCAUGUACAGUCUCGAAGUACAGAAAGUUGGAGAAAGCUUGAGUUUCGCGUCUGUUGCGGUAGAGCAUGAUGAUCUCAAUAUUGAGAUCCACCUCAUGCCACGCUAUGCCGAGCUCUUCCGUAAAAGGCCACGACAAAUCGCAAAUAAGGAGCGCAAGGAAAGACAGGCGUUCUUGAAUCGGAAAGCGGAAAAGGGACAGGGCGAAGUUGUACUGGCGACCUUUGUGGAACAGAGUUGGUCGUUUGAAGGUGUCCCCAACUGGUGGUUCUGGCUUUUACUAGCAACCGAUGAUGAAGGAAAGACAUGGAGAAGAUUCGGAAUAGCUAUCAGCCACGAAGUUAAUACUGACUCAAUCGCACGAAAGAGAUUUAGUAUUCGGUGA